Molecule: messenger RNA, 3616 nt
Organism: Chlorocebus sabaeus (green monkey)
Lineage: Eukaryota; Metazoa; Chordata; Mammalia; Primates; Cercopithecidae
Gene: HCLS1
Product: hematopoietic cell-specific Lyn substrate 1
Biological process (GO): regulation of actin filament polymerization; cell migration
Cellular component (GO): cortical actin cytoskeleton; actin filament; site of polarized growth
Molecular function (GO): actin filament binding
Source: RefSeq, a predicted model, not a curated record
UGACCAGCUAUUACGGUUUUUUAUAUUAAGUUGCUGCUUGAGAGAAGCUAGCUCACUUUCUCAAAGUACAGUAAAUGGUUUAAUUGAAGCAAGUCUAUCUGAUUUCAAGGCCCGUUCUAUUUCUGUGUGAUACACCUCACUACCUCAUCAGUAAUGAACUUGUGACAUUUGCUAAAGAAAGAUGGGGCUUCUUGGUGUCAUCUCUGAUUAAUUUCUAGUUUCUCCAGAGAACUAUGUACCUGGAUGGUGUGUCACAGUAUAUAGUCUAAUUCGUAUUUUGACACUACAUGAGGAUUCCAAGUGAUUUUACAAGACUAUUUUCCCUUCUACAAAUGUACUCUUCCUUAUAACUUCGGUACCACCACGAUAAAUAGGUAAUAAAGUAGGAGGGAUAAAUAAAGCUCCCCCAGGCAUAGAAUCCUUAGAUUUGGAAGUGACAGAGGCUUCAUUUUCCUAAUGCAGAAAAGUGCCUGUAUCAUGGGCCAGUUUCAUCUAGUCCUGCUUAAACUCCUUGGAGAAUGCACCGUUGUGAACAAAUCAAGAAGUCCACAGACAAUCAAGAUUAGGAGAGGCUAGGUCAGAUACAAUAACAGACACCCUCAAAUUCGCAGUAGCCAAAACAAAGGACUAUUUAGUGAAAGACUCCAAUUCCCUCACAUGGUGGAUGGGACUCCACUUGUGUUCUUUCUCACUCAGGGACUCAGUCUGCUGGAGGAGCCAACAUGGAGAAUUACAGGUUGCCUUGGGCAGUGGUGAAAGAGCAUAGCAAAGCUUGCAGUGGUCUUACGGUCUCCGCCAGAAAGUGGCAUCUGUCACUGGCCAAAACAAGUCACCUCAGCACGUCUGACUUCAAGAGGGAAGGGAGGGGCAGCAAGUCUUGACACGCAGUGAAACAGGAGGCCACAAAGACCUUCCAUCAGGUGACCAGCACCUGGUUCUUUCAGAAUUCUUCCUAAUAUCUGGAGCCAAAUCUUUAGUUUGUUAGCUCAGACUUCACAGUGCCCCAAACAAGCUAGGAAACUUUCUCCUUCCAUGUCUUGCCUUUUCCCUUAUGAGUUAUUCCUUCUGGCAUUCAACUGGUCGAUGUUUAUUUGAACAUCUAUAUGAAAACUCCACUUUUAAGUGCUGUGGGUAAUAUAGGGGUGAGUUUCUUUUUAAGUCUCAUGCUUCAAAAUCCACAUGUGAAUGACUUCUCCCAUAAAGCCUUUCUUGAUGAAUACAUCCCAUACCAAAUGCUCUGAAUUCCUUUACAGUCUCAAACGUAACUGCCACCCUAUUUAGGAUACAGUGCUGUUCUAUGGAAUUCUCUAAUAUGUUUUCUGGUUGAAUGUUUGUUUCUCUCACUAGAUUACAAAGUCAGAGUUAAAGCAGCAUUUUCUAUGACUGCCCUAUGACCCCCAUUGUCAAAACCUUGCAAAAAGACCAGGCACAGAAACAUUUAAUCCUUUUAAAAUUUAAGUGUCUAAAGCAGAAGGAACUGACUCAAAUAUCAGGAAGUAGCUGUGAGGAUGGGGUGGCAGGAAAUGACGAAAACCUGAAUACGGAACUGAAGCAGCAGCUCAGUUUCUCACUCCGAAGUGGCAGCAGCCAGAGAGGGAGUCGGUGUGGACGCGAGGAGCCGGGCGCUUAGAACAGAGGCUCACACAAGUGGAGAUCCACAGAUGCAGAGCAACCAUGCUGCUCUUCCUUCUGCACAGUCCAGAAGGCCGACUAGAACACUGGGGAUGCUCUAGCAGAAUGUGGAAGUCUGUAGUGGGCCAUGAUGUGUCUGUUUCCGUGGAGACCCAGGGUGAUGAUUGGGACACAGAUCCUGACUUUGUGAAUGACAUCUCUGAGAAGGAGCAGCGGUGGGGAGCCAAGACCAUCGAGGGCUCUGGACGCACAGAACACAUCAACAUCCACCAGCUGAGGAACAAAGUAUCAGAGGAGCAUGAUGUUCUCAAGAAGAAAGAGAUGGAGUCAGGGCCCAAAGCAUCCCAUGGCUAUGGAGGUCGGUUUGGAGUAGAAAGAGACCGAAUGGACAAGAGUGCAGUGGGCCAUGAGUAUGUUGCCGAGGUGGAGAAGCACUCUUCUCAGACGGAUGCUGCCAAAGGUUUUGGGGGCAAGUACGGAGUUGAGAGGGACAGGGCAGACAAGUCAGCAGUCGGCUUUGAUUAUAAAGGAGAAGUGGAGAAACACACAUCUCAGAAAGAUUACUCUCGUGGCUUUGGUGGCCGGUAUGGGGUGGAGAAGGAUAAACGGGACAAAGCAGCUCUGGGAUAUGACUACAAGGGAGAGACGGAGAAGCACGAGUCCCAGCGAGAUUAUGCCAAGGGCUUUGGUGGCCAGUAUGGAAUCCAGAAGGACCGAGUGGAUAAGAGCGCUGUCGGCUUCAAUGAAAUGGAGGCCCCAACCACAGCUUAUAAGAAGACGACUCCCAUAGAAGCCGCUUCUAGUGGUGCUCGUGGGCUGAAGGCGAAAUUUGAGUCCAUGGCUGAGGAGAAGAGGAAGCGAGAGGAAGAGGAGAAGGCACAGCAGGUGGCCAGGAGGCAACAGGAGCGAAAGGCUGUGACAAAGAUGAGCCCUGAGGCUCCACAGCCAGUGAUAGCUAUGGAAGAGCCCACAGUACCGGCCCCACUGCCCAAGAAAAUCUCCUCAGAGGCCUGGCCUCCAGCUGGGACUCCUCCAUCAUCAGAGGCUGAGCCUGUGAGAACCAGCAGGGAACACCCAGUGCCGUUGCUGCCCGUUAGGCAGACUCUCCUGGAGGACAACGAGGAGCCCCCAGCUCUGCCCCCUAGGACUCUGGAAGGCCUCCAGGUGGAAGAAGAGCCAAUAUAUGAAGCAGAACCUGAGCCCGAGCCCGAGAAUGACUAUGAGGAUGUGGAGGAGAUGGACAGGCAUGAGCAGGAGGAUGAACCAGAGGGGGACUAUGAGGAGGUGCUGGAGCCUGAAGGUUCUUCUUUUUCUUCUGCUCCGGCUGGAUCAUCAGGCUGCCUGGUUGGAGCUGGGGCUCUGGGGAUCUCAGCUGUGGCCCUAUAUGAUUACCAAGGAGAGGGAAGUGAUGAGCUUUCCUUUGAUCCGGACGACGUAAUCACUGACAUUGAGAUGGUGGACGAGGGCUGGUGGCGGGGACGUUGCCAUGGCCACUUUGGACUCUUCCCUGCAAAUUAUGUCAAGCUUCUGGAGUGACUGGAGCUCACUGUCCACUGCAACUGUGAUUUCCCAUGUCCAAAGUGGCUCUGCCUCCACCCCCUCCCUAUUCCUUUUGCAGAUGUCUAACCAGAUGAGAUUCUGGACAGACUUCCCUCUCCUGCUUCAUUAAGGGCUUGGGGCAGAGAUAGCAUGGGGAAGGAGGUCCCCUUCCCCAAGAGUCCUCUCUACCCUGGAUGAGCUCAUGGACAUUUCUCUUGUGGUCUUGCCUCCUUCCCCAUGAACACCUCUCUACCACCCCAAGCUCUGCUCUAGUCCUCUAUGAGCUCUGGGCUUCCUGGUUUGUUUACCCGGAAAAGAACGUCUAGAUUGUGUGGUUUGCCUGGUUGUGCUAUUUGCCCACCUCCUUCCCUGAAGAAAUAUCUCUGAACCUUCUUUCUGUUCAGUCCUAAAAUUCGAAAUAAAGUGAGACUAUGGUUCACCUGUA